This is a messenger RNA of Nezara viridula (southern green stink bug), 1227 nucleotides long. The record is from the annotation of a GenBank genome assembly. NCBI's taxonomy places the organism in Eukaryota, Metazoa, Arthropoda, Insecta, Hemiptera, Pentatomidae.
GUAUGGAAUAUUUGAAUUGCCUGUUGCAGCCCGCCCAGGGAGGACAAAGGCAUGUGCUACGAGCAGUCGAGGAUGUUCCGUCGCGGAAUGGCCAUCUCGAAGAAGACAUUCCGUUUCGCCUUGCCACUUCCUCUGACCAUGAUGAUGGUUCUCUCUGUCCUCAUCGGGAUCGUGGUGGAUACGGUCAUCAACUUCGAGACCGUGGACUGGGCCGAGAAAGUGGGCGACUUCUGCCUCCGCUGCAACGGCCUGGGGCACUGCAUCCACGCCUACGUCUGGACCAAGGAGAUCGACCGCCUCUCGGACGCCGUUGACGUCUGGUUGAGCUACAGACUGUUGGAGGAGGAGGGACAGAGGCUGAAGAAGGAGUGCCAGGAGUGGAUGGAUUCCUUUAAUUAUUAUUUUAGUAACUUCAUGAACUUUGGACAAGUCGGCCUUAUCCUUCUUCCUUUCACCAAGCUCUUGGGAGACGCGGUUGUCUCCGACCUCUACAUCUUCAAGAUGUGGUCACCAUUGCCGACAGAGGAAUGGUGGGCCACGUUGCUCGUGUACUGCUACCAGAUCUGCACUAACAUGAUCAACUUCGUCAUCUACGAGGGACUGACGUCGUACGUGGCCAGCGUCUCCGUCAACAUCGGACACCAGGUGCGGCUGAUGGGGCUGUCUUGCGGCACGGUGCAGCAGAGGGCGGCGCGGCUGGCAGACAUGCGGCAGCGCAGAAUCACCGACCCUGCCAGGUGGCAUGCCAUCUACUGUGCAGAGCUCAACAGAGAGCUCGCGUUCAGUGCUCGUCAUUUCCAGCAACUCUACAGGAACGCAGAAGAGAUGUGCCGGAUCUUCUCAGGAUUGGUUGAUUUAGUCUUCUAUUCUGGAAUGAGUAUGGUUAUCAUGUUCGGUUUGAAAAUCGUCACCGAAAAAGAAAACAAAAUUAUUUUCAUAAUGUCAACACUGUUCGUUAGUUUAGUGAUCGCCAACCAAUAUUUAUAUACUAUCAUCAAUGAUAGUAUAUCAGAUGAGAUCAUAGCUUUGCAGUUCACGAUCUACGAUAGUCCUUGGCACCAGCUACCAUUAAGAUGUCAGAAGAGCAUCCACAUCAUGCAAACAAUGGUGAGGAAAAUGCCUACUCUCACCAACAUCAUGGGCCUCCACGUAGAUCGCGAAAUGUUCCUCAAGGUGAUAAAUGCUACGUACUGCUACAUUAGUACUUUAUUAUCUAUGGAUAUAUGA